GGAGGCUGUACCUCUUUGGAGCUGUCAGACAGGACAGGACAGAGCAGAGACAGAGAGAGGAGAAUACUCGGAUGCUGAGAGGAGCGAGGAGUACUACAUAGAGUACAGUACGUAGCGAGGAGCUCCAGGCUAUCCAGGUCUGUCAAGGUACCAUUCAAUUCACAUGUACCUUGGAUAAACGCAGGUACCUCUGCAAUCAACCGCGCACACGCGACAACCUGUGGUACCUACAUUUGUACCUACUUACAUGUACCUACCUGCAUAAACUCACCUCCUAUCCUACUCUACUUUCUGGUAAGACAGGCUGUCUUCUUGACGAGGGGGAGACAUGUAGACAGUCUGUAGCUAGCUACCUUACCCCUCCAUCCAUUCCCCAACUCGAUACAUUACAUCCCCUCCAUUCCUCCCUCGACCUGCUUCUCCUUUCUCUCUUUCUUCAUUCACCUCCUCCAUCGUCCCAAAGAGCACCCAUCGUGAACUCAACAGCGCAAUUGCCAGCUGAACCCAUCGUGGUUACUAAUCUCUCUACCUCAUUUGAUUACAUGACCAGACUGUCCAUAUCUGGCAUCAUAUUUUGAUACACUUCUGCCCAUUUCUUGUGCCUAUACAAACAACUUGGCCUAGAUUCCUCCACUCCCUCUUCCCAUCAUGGCCAACAAAGCAGCUGCAAAUGAGCCCAUUGAGGUGCUUUUUGCCCUUCAGGACAAAUUCAACUUAACAGACUUUGCGGCUCCUCUAGAAGUUCUUCACACUGCCCUCCAUGACAAGAACGACGAGAGUACAAGAGCCUUUGAGUGCACGGUUGCUGGUGUCGAACCCAAGAUUAUGUCCGAACAAGGGGUUGUCAUUGGGUCCCAGAUCUCCUUCAAGGAAGCCCAUGAGCGCCUCAGCGAUUUCGAUGUCCUAGUGAUAGUAGGAGGCAACUCGGAUGGUGUUUUGAAGGGAAAGACAGAGCCUCUUCCCAUCAUCACAGCUUUUGCCGAACUCCAGAAGAACGACUCAUCCCGCGAGCGUACACUUAUGUCUAUUUGUACCGGAUCACUCUUCUUGGCCGAGCAGGGCAUUCUUUCCGGCUUGUCGGCUACCACUCACCCAGAUUACAUGACAAAGUUUGAGAUCCUUUGCAGCAAUGCUGCCCAGCGCGAUCUUCAGGAACGAACUGAUGUUAUCGAGGAUGCUCGAUACGUUGUCAACAACCUUCGCUUUGACCUCGGGGACGAGGACGAAAACCCUUACAUUCGUCGCAAGUCCGAUGGUAAUGACAGACGCCCUUCUAAUGCUAGGAAGGGAAGCAUCUCUUUCCACAGUUCCAAUGCGCGUCGUGAGUCAAUUGCGCGACGCGCCGCGAUGCGCCUAGGUGGGCUUCGGGUAAUCACGAGUGGGGGAGUAAGUGCUGGCCUAGAUGCAGCUUUGUAUCUGGUCAGCAUUCUCGUAGAUGAUGACACUGCUAAUGAAGUCGCCCGUGUCAUGCAGCAUGAGUGGAUUAAGGGAAUUGUCGUUGACGGCUUGGAUGUUUAAAUAAAUCAAAUGAUAGACGGGAUAGAAGGAUAAAUGGAUACAUGGAUCAAGGAAGUUCCAUAUGUGUAGAAUAGCUCAAAGUCUCAGCUCGUAGUCCUAGUCAAGGCUGAAUGCCUACUAAGGCACAAUGAAAUAAGUGUACCAAUCGA
Messenger RNA from Xylaria bambusicola, 1667 nucleotides. RefSeq names its product class I glutamine amidotransferase-like protein. The record is from RefSeq and is a predicted model, not a curated record. The transcript is spliced from 3 exons. Lineage: Eukaryota; Fungi; Ascomycota; Sordariomycetes; Xylariales; Xylariaceae. Bases 649 to 1518 code for a protein of 289 amino acids.